Messenger RNA from Saccoglossus kowalevskii, 2878 nucleotides. RefSeq names its product archain 1 (gene Arcn1). Gene Ontology annotation, cellular component: COPI vesicle coat. NCBI's taxonomy places the organism in Eukaryota, Metazoa, Hemichordata, Enteropneusta, Harrimaniidae. The record is from RefSeq and is marked validated. Gene Ontology annotation, biological process: endoplasmic reticulum to Golgi vesicle-mediated transport; Golgi localization; retrograde vesicle-mediated transport, Golgi to endoplasmic reticulum.
CAUCAUCCAUGUGUACGUGGCCGGUUCGACAUACACUGAGGAGAAACGACUAGUACAUUAAAGGAUUCGUCUUUGGAUUCUAGCAAAUACAGAAAAGACGUAACUAUGGUACUGCUAGCAGCUGCUGUUUGUACCAAGUCGGGGAAACCCAUCUUGUCUCGACAAUUCGUUGAGAUGACCAGGUCCCGCGUAGAAGGUCUCCUCUCUGCUUUCCCUAAGUUGAUGAAUACUGGGAAACAACAUACGUUUGUAGAAACUGAAAGCGUCAGGUAUGUCUACCAACCUAUUGAGAAGCUGUACAUGCUGCUGAUCACUACAAAAGCCAGUAAUAUUUUAGAAGAUCUUGAGACCCUCAGAUUGUUUUCCCGGGUGAUUCCUGAAUACUGCCGUUUGAUGGAAGAGUGUGAAAUCUUGGACCACUCAUUUGAACUAAUCUUUGCCUUUGAUGAGAUUGUAGCACUUGGCUACCGAGAGAAUGUCAAUUUAGCACAAAUACGAACAUUUACAGAGAUGGACUCGCAUGAAGAGAAGGUUUUCCAAGCUGUCAGACAGACACAAGAAAGGGAGGCUAAUAUCGAGAUGAGGCGAAAAGCCAAAGAAUUACAACAACGCAGACGAGAAGCUGAAAAGAUGGGUAAAAUUCGAUCAUCAGGGUUUUCAGGAUUUGGAAGUUCAAGUAAAAGUUCAGAUAUGGCCAUACCUAUGAUUGGUGAUUCUGCCUCUCAUAGUGAGAUACAUAAGGCAUCAUCCAUUCCUACCAAACCAAUUGGAUCAGGUCGGGCUAUGAAGCUUGGAAGUCGAAGCAAAGAUGUGGAUAGUUUUGUUGAUAAACUACGAACAGAAGGUGAAGAUGUUAUCAGUCCUAAUAAAUCCAGACAGUCCGCCAAUGUGGUGAAAACAACUACUCCUGUCAGUAACACAGAAAGUGUCCAUGUAAGAGUGGAGGAGAAGAUCUCAUUAACAGUUGGACGAGAUGGUGGCUUACAUAACAUGGAAGUACAUGGUUUAGUGCUGCUUAGGAUAUCAGAUGAACAGUUUGGUAGAAUUAAAAUAGCUAUCAAUAAUAACAAUACAAAAGGAGCUCAACUGCAGACACAUCCCAAUGUUGACAAAAAGCUGUUUGCAGCCAACUCUUCCAUUGGAAUGAAGAAUCCCGCCAAACCAUUCCCAUUAAAUAAUGAUGUAGGAGUCUUAAAAUGGAGACUGCAAACACAGGAUGACUCCUAUAUGCCAUUAUCAAUAAACUGCUGGCCAUCGGAAAACAGUGAAGGUGGGUGUGACGUUAAUAUGGAAUAUACUUUAGAACAGGAUGAUCUAGAAUUACAAGAUGUCUCCUUUGCUAUCCCUCUCCCAUCUGGUGUUGGUGCACCAAUAAUUGGUGAAAUAGAUGGCAAUUAUCAUCAUAAUCAUCGUCAUAAUAUAUUAGAAUGGUCACUACCAGUAAUUGAUGUAAAUAAUAAGACUGGCACUUUAGAAUUCAGUAUAGCUGGACAUCCCAAUGAUUUCUUUCCAAUUAAUGUCAACUUUGUAUCAAGGAAAUCUUUCUGUGGGAUUGAGGUUGCUGAUGUCAGCAUGGUAGAUGAACAAAGAUCUGUUAAAUAUUCCUCAGAUGUAGCAUUUUUUGUAGACAAAUAUGAAGUAGUGUAAAAUAGAUCAAAUUAGACUAUCAUAAUAUCAUCAGCCAUUAAACACGUCUCAGUUUUCGUCUCCAGGUUUCUUAUUUUACACAGUACUCACAUAUAUUGUGAUGUGAAGUAAAUGAAUUAGGAUAGGUUAUGUGGUGUGGGUUCGGUUUGGAAGAAAUGUCAUCAAAAGUCUGAUCAUCAACAACAUUCUCGUUAUACUUUUCAUUAAUUUCUCUUGACUUGGAAAGCUUUUAUACAAUCCUUUUGCGCUGAAAAUAAAAGUCUUAAUUCUGACUUUGUGAAAGACUUGGAGAUUGAAUUGAGACUUGCUGCAUUGUUUGUCUGUGGGGAGUGGUGCCAAGUCAUUGAGCUUAGCUGUGCCAUAUGACUGGGAAUGGUACAGUUGAAAACAUAGCGAUCUUCAUUAUUGUAUCUGAACUCCAUAGUAUUUUAAACUUGUGUAAAACUGAACUUGUACCAUACAAAUCAGCACAACAGUUGGUACGCAGACACUAAUGUUUUACGUUUUUUUUUAGUUGGACAUUGCUAAAACCAGUUUAACUCUGGUAAUUUAUCUCUUUAGAAAUGUACAUGUCUGCAUCUCAACUGGUCCGAAAUAUAUUCUGGUAUAAAUUGAAACCAUGCUAAAAAUACAUCAACUCGAUUAUUGUAAAUAUUGUAGCUUAUGGCUCGGACCUUUUUUUUUUUUUUCUUCAAGUUUUUGAAUUUACCUGAAUUGACCAACAAUUAUUUUCUAAAAGAAAGGAAGCAAUUGUUCUUGAGGCAACUAUUUUUCUGGGUGUUUUUAAACUUGAAAAAUAAUUUUGGAUAGUAUUCAUUAGUUCAGGAUUUACAUGCUGGGAGAUGUAUCAUUUGUAUCUUGCUCAACUUGAUGACAGAACGAUAUGAUACGAUACGGGACGGGACUGGACGGGACUUGUUUUAGAGCUCUAGUAGAUGGGUUCACUGAAUUACUCAAAUCUGUAAUUUAUUCUCGCGUCACAUGAAAUUUCAUGCUAUUCACAUUGAAGCAUUUCACUCGCUGUCGACAUCGAUACUGUGAAAUUCCUUCCCACCAAAGGAAGGUGUAUUUCGUACACCAAUUACUGGUAUGCUGGAAUGGGUGUAUGAAAGUCAGAUGAUCGAAGCACAGUGCUUGAAGAAACUAUGAUAAGGAAAAUUUGACAUUUCAUUGUGUCUCUUUCCCCAUGCAUGUUUGUUAUUGUAAUGCAAAUUAUGACUGCAAACACAAU